This is a messenger RNA of Nematolebias whitei (Rio pearlfish), 1002 nucleotides long. Its product is annotated as probable gluconokinase. The transcript has 6 exons. Lineage: Eukaryota; Metazoa; Chordata; Actinopteri; Cyprinodontiformes; Rivulidae. Gene Ontology annotation, cellular component: cytoplasm. Gene Ontology annotation, molecular function: gluconokinase activity. The coding region runs from base 126 to 716 and encodes 196 amino acids. The record is from RefSeq and is a predicted model, not a curated record.
ACGUCGCAUAAACAACGACCGCCAUAGCUUGUCACGGCUGUUCGGAUUGAUGCAUGGAGAUUUAUCGCUCCUGUUGAACACUCCUGGCAGACCUGCACUGAGGAGUCAGACCUUUCACAGACGAGAUGAUCUACAUUAUAAUGGGAGUCUCUGGCUCUGGAAAAACAAGUUUAGGAACGUUUCUCUCUGAAAAGCUGGGCUGGCCUUUCUACGAGGGCGAUAACUUCCACCCUCAGGAGAACAUUGAGAAAAUGUCUCGAGGUGAACCGCUCACAGACCAGGACAGAUUCCCCUGGCUUCUCAAACUGUAUGAGAUUAUUGAGAGGGAAAGGUCUUCAGGCUGCGAUGCUCUGAUGGCGUGCUCGGCUCUGAAGCGUCAGUACAGGCAGGUUCUCCUCCACGGCUCCUCGGCCCUCGCUGCUGCUUCCUGUCCACACCAAAACAUCUCGCCUCCCACUCCUGCUGACAUAUUUUUCCUCUACCUGCACGGUGACUAUGAUUUCAUUUACCAGAGGAUGGUGGCCAGGAAGGGACAUUACAUGAAAGCAGACCUGCUGCGCUCUCAGUUUGACAUAUUGGAGCCUCCUUCAGACGAGGAGAACGUGCUGCCUCUGGACAUCAGGAAGAGCGUAGCUGAUUUGGCGCUGGAGGUGGAAAAUCACGUUCUCAGCCUGAAGAUGUCACCACGGCAGCGAGAUGAGAAGGCAGCUGUUUGACUUGUGGUCAUUUAACACAAUCGAUGCCCACUCUGACAGCUGUUCAUCAUCCAGAUGUUUACUGCAGUGCCUUGAAGAGAUCAGCUUUAAACCCAGACUUAGUGUUUUUGUACGUCAUACAUUUUUGCAGAUCCACUCUGCUCUAAAUGGAUUUUAAACAUCCAUAAGCUCCUCACGCUUUGCUUCCAAGUUGUCAGACUUGUAUUCUUCAAAAAUAGACUCGACCAGUAUUUCUUUCCAAAUGUUUCAAGUGUUUGUCCUACAGCAUGACAGCUUUUUGUGCAGU